Microcebus murinus (gray mouse lemur) is the source of this 2590-nucleotide messenger RNA. RefSeq names its product zinc finger protein 213 (gene ZNF213). The record is from RefSeq and is a predicted model, not a curated record. Gene Ontology annotation, molecular function: RNA polymerase II cis-regulatory region sequence-specific DNA binding; DNA-binding transcription factor activity, RNA polymerase II-specific. Gene Ontology annotation, biological process: regulation of transcription by RNA polymerase II. NCBI's taxonomy places the organism in Eukaryota, Metazoa, Chordata, Mammalia, Primates, Cheirogaleidae.
UGUGUAUAGAAGGGAGAUUCCUGGACAUGGCUUGCUCUGGAUCCCUCCGGGCCCCAAGACCCCGUCGCUCCUCAGCACUGCGCAGACGAAGCUGCAGAGAGAAGACCGCGGGACUCCACCUAGUUCAGCGUCCCAACAGCCGCGACCUGCUGAGCGACACAGGGAGGGAGUGUCGCCGCGGCUGGCUCCGCGCCCUCACUGCACUGCAUUUCGCAAGAAGCUCCACGGAGAAGCGGGCCCAUGAGGCUGGAAACUAGUCUCCCCGGCCCGAGCUCCAGCUCCCGCCCGGUGGCCUCCUGGCCCUUGACCCACUGGCUGGAGCGGAAAGAGAAUGGGGCGGAAGCAACGGUCCACGCGACACAUCCCUUCCGGCGGAGCGAGCGUCCCACUCGUGACGGGGCCAGGCGCCGUCUCCGCUCGUCAGGCUAGCCUUGGCUUCCCCAUCUUGCCGCUUAGGAGCCAGAGGCACAGAAAAAAGUGAAAAAAAAGCAGAGACGGAGGAAUGCACAGAGAAUCAAGUCUCAGAGCCCCGAGCUUCACCUGGGAGUUUGAGCACGGAGCAUUUGGCGUAGCUGCCGUCUGAUUGGGCAGCCUGAGAAGUCUUCACGUUCAUUGGCCAGCCUCAAUUGACGAAUGGCUUUGUGGGGAGUGUAGUUCCAAAUACUUGCCGGGACGCAUGCGCGGCGUAGUUCCCCGGCGAGCUGCGCGCGGACUUCCGGCACCAGAACCUGGCGGCGGAACUGGGAACGCCUGGGCAGCCGUGGGAGGGGGCGGGGACCGGCUAAGCUGUUUAGUGCCGGGCUCAGGUGGCGGGGGCCGGCGCCCUGAGGUGGAGGCCGGAGGGGGCGCGCACCUCUUGGUAGUGCCGGGUCCCCCCAGCACCCCUUUGCCGGCUAGAUCCCUGGGCAGACACCUCUGCGUGACGCCGCUCCCUCAGCCCCGCGCAGGCGAGGCUGCUGGGGACAGCGCGGGGCUCCGGCCGGGUCAGCGUUCCCGCCUGCCGCGUCCUGCCGAGCGACCCUGGAGUGCACAUCCAAAUGCCAGCCCAGCCGCCAGAGGGGAUCCCUCUGGGAGACUGAAAGGACAAGCUCUGGGGCCCAGGUUGAGGCCCACCAACCCUGAGCCUUGGGCCAGGGGAAUGGCAGCCCCCCUGGAGCCCCAGGACCAGACCCCUGGGGAGGGAGAAGGGCUUCUGAUCGUGAAGGUGGAGGAUUCCUCCUGGGAGCAGGAAUCUGCCCAGCAAGAUGACAGCAGGGAUUCCGAGGCCUGCCGCCAGCGCUUUCGGCAGUUCUGCUACGGGGAUGUGCAUGGGCCUCAUGAGGCUUUCAGCCAGCUCUGGGAGCUCUGCUGGCGCUGGCUGCGGCCGGAGCUGCACACCAAGGAGCAGAUCCUAGAGCUGCUGGUGCUGGAGCAGUUCCUGACGGUGCUGCCCGGGGAUAUACAGGGCUGGGUGCGAGAGCAGCACCCAAGGAGUGGCGAGGAAGCUGUAGCCUUGGUGGAGGACCUACAGAAGCAGCCAGCGAAAUCCUGGCCGCAGGAUGUGCCCUCAGAGAAGGUGGAACCUGAGGCUGCAGUUCAGCAAUCUGUUGCGGGGACACGGAGCCGGCCACCUGUACCCCAGGAGCAGCACAGCCUUGGUGCCCAGCUGCCUACUCUUCAUAAAGAGGGUCACGCCAGAGAGACGACGGAUACCUGCUUUGCCUCUGGGGUCCACGGACCUGUGGCAUUGGGAGACAUCCCAUUCUAUUUCUCCCGGGAAGAAUGGGGCACCCUAGAUCCUGCUCAGAGGGAUCUCUUCUGGGACAUAAAGCGGGAGAACUCUCGGAACACUGCCCAGGGUUUGGGGCUCAAAAGCCACAGUGAGAGGUCCCGGCUGGAGGAGGUGGUGACCGCGCCGCCGGGCCAGGCGGGUGGCAACGUGACUGUGUCCUGGAGCCGCGAGGAGGCCGAGGCCUGGGAGAGCGAGAACCGGCCCAGGGCGACCCUGGGCCGAACGGUGGGCGCGCGCCGGGGGCGGCCGCCCACGCGUCGGCGCCAGUUCCGGGACCUGGCGGCCGAGAAGCCGCACAGCUGCGGGCAGUGCGGGAAGCGCUUCCGCUGGGGCUCGGACCUGGCGCGGCACCAGCGCACGCACACGGGCGAGAAGCCGCACAAGUGUCCGGAGUGCGACAAGAGCUUCCGCAGCUCCUCGGACCUGGUGCGCCACCAGGGCGUGCACACGGGCGAGAAGCCCUUCUCCUGCUCCCAGUGCGGCAAGAGCUUCAGCCGCAGCGCCUACCUGGCCGACCACCAGCGCAUCCACACGGGCGAGAAGCCCUUCGGCUGCAGCGACUGCGGCAAGAGCUUCUCGCUGCGCUCCUACCUGCUGGACCACCGGCGCGUGCACACCGGCGAGCGGCCCUUCGGCUGCGGCGAGUGCGACAAGAGCUUCAAGCAGCGCGCCCACCUCAUCGCCCACCAGAGCCUGCACGCCAAGAUGGCCCAGCCCGUGGGCUGAGCGGCCAAGCGGCACCUGAGGCCGCCCAGGAGGGCGGGUGUUCCCUGUGCGGUCUGGCAGCGGCACAUUCUCCUUUGUGCACUUCCGGGAGGG